GGUGAAUGUGCAAGGCCGCGGUGGCUGCGUGACAAGCCUGUGCUACCAAUGCGCCUGCUGGCCACGAAAACGGCGCCUGUGAUAGAUCUUUUCGUAACACCAGGACAGCCCUAUUACUGGUGCUUGGACAGCUUUCUAGCAAGGCUCUUGGAAAUCUGAGGAGGAGAUGGAGCUGCCGAAUACUCUAAGUCAAGACGGCGAGUCCAGAGGAGGUGUUUUAGCUCACUUGGAAAGACUAGAGACUCAAGUGAGCAGAUCCCGUAAAAAACUGGAAGAGCCACAGAGCACACAGGCAGUGGAAAGUGCUCUUGGAACCAGGAUUCAUGAACUGAGACGUCUGCGAGAUAAGCUGAGGGCUGAAGUGAAACAUCAAGCUAGAGUUAAAGCAUCUACUACCAAUGUAGAACCCAACCAAACAUUAGAGAUUACUGAGCAAGAAAUUUUGAAGAGAAAACGGGAAAACGUGAAAGCCAUUCUGCAGGCAUAUCGUUUUACAGGGAUCAGUGGGAAACUGACCAGCCGAGGAGUCUGUGUCUGCAUCAGCACUGCUUUUGAGGGGAAUCUGCUGGAUUCCUAUUUUGUGGACCUUGUCAUGCAGAAACCACUUCAGAUACAUCACCAUUCGAUUCCAGUCUUCAUUCCCCUAGAGGAGAUAUCUGCAAAAUACUUACAGACUAAUAUUCAGCACUUCCUGUUCACUCUCUGCGAGUACCUGAAUGCUUACUCUGGGAGGAAGUACCAGGCAGAUCGACUUCAGAGUGACUUUGCAGCCUUUCUGGCUGGGCCCUUGCAGAGAAACUCACUGUGCAACUUGCUGUCAUUUACUUACAAAGCGGAGCCGGAAGGCCAGUCCUUCCCAUUUUGUGCUAGACUGCUGUAUAAGGACCUCACGACAACUCUUCCAACGGAUGUCACUGUUACUUAUCAAGGGACGGAUGCAUUAUCCACCACACGGGAAGAACAGCGAGCAGCCCAUGAAAAUCUGUUUUUCACAAAGCCCCUGCAUCAAGUGUUUGCUUCAUUUGCAAGACAAGGAGACAAGCUGGAUAUGAGCCUGGUCUCCUAGAAUAUUAUUUUCAUUGGGAACAACAUCAGAAGUAAAAGGAAAUAUAUUGCACUUUCUGCUCUCAUUAAGGUGACUGGGGUUCCAGAAGAACCUUUCAAGAUUAUCAGGACGAGGCCCAUUUCACGGAACUUGGACCACAGAGGCAAGCAGGUCUUCAGAGUGAAAAGCACUGCUUCCAAGUUCUAGCUGGGGAGCAGAGCAGCUGCCAGCCCUCAUCGCAGACAGAGCUGCCCCAGCCGUGCUCCCAGCGGGGCCCAAAGGCAGCAGCCUUGUUCUGCCUCUGGUACAUUCCUGCUUACAGCGGCCAUGGCCUCUCUGGGGGAAGGAGGGCUGGUCGGGACUAGGGCUCUGGAAGGAUUACGCCAGUACUAUGCCUAAGAGCCCUACUCUCUGGGGAAGCUACAGGCAGGCACACCAAGGAAUAGCAUGGCCGCCCUCAGAGCUCACACACCCAUAAACAAAUGAAGGCUUGAGAUUUUCAAACCUAAAGUCUGUGAGUGUGCACUUCAACAGCUUGGGAAUGUUGGGACUUGGUCAUUUGUCCUUUCCCAAGGCCUGCCUUUGUUUCCAAAAUAUAAACUCUCCCUCCCGUGUG
Molecule: messenger RNA, 1661 nt
Organism: Kogia breviceps (pygmy sperm whale)
Lineage: Eukaryota; Metazoa; Chordata; Mammalia; Artiodactyla; Physeteridae
Gene: CENPO
Product: centromere protein O
Cellular component (GO): Mis6-Sim4 complex; kinetochore
Source: RefSeq, a predicted model, not a curated record